AUGUCUGAUCGCUCCCGGUCGGCGGCUGAGCAGGAGUCAUCCUUGCCGCAGAAUGCGGACCGGGCUUUGAAUAGCAGGAGUGAGCCUGUUCCUGAACCGGUCUAUCCCCAAUGGCACUAUGUCGCCGUUGUGGCAGCCGGGUUCAUCGUGAUGAUCACGACCUGCGCUUUCGUGUUCUCCUUUGGAGUCUACCAAUCCCUCUAUGAAGAGAUGGCCCGCGAACCGAACACUCCUUUUACCGGAAGCACGACUGCGCUCAUCGACCUGAUCGGCACACUGGCCAUUGCCUUAAUGUCGAUGGCCGGCCCUUUCGCCAUGUCCUGGGCGAAGCUCUUCUCCCCACAAGCCGUGAUCAUCGCCGGCGGCUGGGUAUUCGGCAUCGCCUACAUCCUCGCCAGUUUCAGCAAGGCUCUAUGGCACUUUGCUCUGACACAGGGCUUACUCCUGGGCAUUGGCACCUGCAUGGCCUACGUUCCCACCAUGGCGGUCGCCCCAACCUGGUUCAGCAAACGUCGCGGCCUCGCCAUGGGCAUCAUCAUCUCGGGGACCGGAGUGGGGGGCAUGAUCUGGCCGCCUGCCCUACGGGCCAUGAUCUCCCAUGUGGGCUUCCGCAACGCCCUGCGCAUCUCAGGCUGCAUCUCACUCACUACCGUCACCGCCGCAGGCAGCAUCCUGCGCUGGGAGCCCAAAUUCCACGAACAAGUCAAACUGCAAACAGCCGGAUCAUCCUCCAGCACCUCCCGUUAUCGUCCCAAAUGGAUCCGACUCUUCUCCGUCCCGCUCGUCAACUGGCGUGUAGCCCGCUCCAAACGCUUCACAGCCCAAGCCCUCGGCUGUUUCCUCCAGUCCGCCGGCUACUCGACGCCGCUCUUCUUCUACGCCGCAUACGCCCAAGCCCUGGGCUACAGCGCCACGACAGCAGCCAACUUCAUCACGCUAAGCAACGCAUCAAACUUUGUCUCCCGCAUCAUCAUCGGCUACGCAGCCGAUAAACUCGGCAGGAUUAAUGCCCUCGCGGCCACGACGCUGCUCAGCGCCGUCGCCGUCUUCGCCUUCUGGCUGCCUUCGUCGCUGGUCUCGAGCGCCGCGGCACACGGACUCUUCAUCGUCUUCACGAUCCUGUACGGUGCCUUUGCUAGCGCGUAUAUCUCCCUCUUCCCCGCAUCGCUGGUGGAGCUCUUCGGCGUGCAGCAUUUCACUAGCGUCAAUGGGGCGCUGUAUCUGGUGCGGGGGGUCGGGGCGUUGCUUGGCACGCCGCUGACGGGGCUGUUGAUUCCACGAGGCUCCGCCCUGACAGAGUCGGGGAUAUAUGAGCGGGCUGCUAUUACAGUGGGUGUGUUGUUGUUCGCUGCGACGGUGGCAUGUUUCUGGGUACGAGCUGAAGUACAUGGGAAGUGGCGGGUGUAG
This is a messenger RNA of Aspergillus piperis CBS 112811, 1407 nucleotides long. Its product is annotated as monocarboxylate transporter. The record is from RefSeq and is a predicted model, not a curated record. The coding region runs from base 1 to 1407 and encodes 468 amino acids. The transcript is spliced from 2 exons. Gene Ontology annotation, biological process: transmembrane transport. Gene Ontology annotation, cellular component: fungal-type vacuole membrane. Lineage: Eukaryota; Fungi; Ascomycota; Eurotiomycetes; Eurotiales; Aspergillaceae. Gene Ontology annotation, molecular function: transmembrane transporter activity.